UAUCAAGGAAGAAAAGAUCAUCAAAUCAAACUACAUGGACAACGAAUCGAACUUGGUGAAAUCGAACGAUGUUUACUUAAUAUUGUUUCCAUCUCUACUUGUGUUGUCAUGAAAUGGAAUGAUGAUUAUUUAGUUGCAUAUGUUCAAUCUUCUCAUGUGAAUGAAGACGAAAUACGUCAAAAUUGUCAAUCUCAUCUUCCGCCACAUAUGAUACCAUCAGUAUUUAUUAUUCUUGACAAACUACCUUUGAAUCAAAAUGGAAAAGUGGAUAGAAAACAACUUCCUUCGCCUGACUUUUCUGUGUCGACUUUGUUAUCGUCCGAUAAAUCUGAUACUCCCCUUAACCAGUUCGAAGAACAUAUACUCACUAUUUGGUGUCAAGUUCUUCAUUGUGAUGAUAAUCAAAUUUCGAGAACUACCAGUUUUUUUACUGUUGGUGGUCAUUCACUUUUAUUUAUUAAACUUUAUCAUCAUUAUCAAUCAGUAUUUAACUUUGAUGCUCAUACACUUUCGAUUGCCCCAUUUCUUCAACAACCAACUAUAUUUCAACAUUCACAACUACUUCAAACAGUUAUAAUGAAUAAUAUACAGACAUCACAAUGGCACACAUUACAUAUAAAUGAAGGUAUUGCCUCUUUUGCUCAAGAACGUAUAUUUCUUGAUGAACAGGUUCGCUUUUCAAGUGAUAUUGCUAUCUAUAAUGAAUUCUCGACUUUACAAGUUGUUCAAGGAUCAUUAUCAUUCAAUCGUCUAUCUCAAGCAUUUCGAUGUGUUUUGAACAAACACAAAAUAUUAUGUACGUCUCUGCUUUUUAACAGUGAUAAUAGUGGUGUCAGACAAUGUAUUACAGAAAUACAUAAAAUAUUCACAGUAACUAUCAACCAAACAUUUGAAAAUGAAAAUGAACUUCGAGAUAUUAUCUACCAAAGAACUAUUAAUCCUAAUUUCUUCGACUUAUCA
Molecule: messenger RNA, 960 nt
Organism: Adineta steineri
Lineage: Eukaryota; Metazoa; Rotifera; Eurotatoria; Adinetida; Adinetidae
Source: the annotation of a GenBank genome assembly